This is a messenger RNA of Symbiodinium sp. CCMP2592, 1674 nucleotides long. The record is from the annotation of a GenBank genome assembly. NCBI's taxonomy places the organism in Eukaryota, Dinophyceae, Suessiales, Symbiodiniaceae.
AUGAAGUUUGCGAGUCCAGUGGCGGCAUGCCUGCUUGCGCGUCUUGUAGCACAGAGCUCACCACUUCCAGAUUGUAAUGGAGGAGCUUGCGCAGCAAAUUCGGCUUCCUUACUUCAGCGGCGAGCUUGUGGCCAGCAGUCGACAAGAAGGACCCACAGUGAAGACGCUACUUUGGAUUCCACCCUUCAGAAGAAAGCUCGUUACGUGGAUGAUGGAGAGUCCUUGCGAGCUUUUGGCUACCGCCCCAAACUUCUGAGACUCAUAUUCGAUAUGAACUACAACUUCCAGGAGGGCUAUGAGCAAGCUACCGUGCAAGAAGCAAUCCCCUCGAUGGUAUCUCCAGCUGUAACUCUGGCAGUGGUUGCCCUUGUGGAGACGUACCUUGGGGUGAGCGUUGAUUCUGAUGGUGUCUCCGUAUCUUUUGAGUCAGACGCUUCCCACCAUGCGACCGUCCAGUGCGACCUACUCUGCCCAAAGAAGGCGAAGUGCUCCAAGGAGGCUCUGGCGGAAAUUUCCAAAGACGUCUUGGAUGAGGAGAUCAAGAUGCGAAUGGCGGAGUACGAGCUCCCAGACGGCCUGAGCGCCUUUGCGGUUGCUACCGAUGGCACCGUGGACUACAUGGACCUGUUCCCUUCAACAACGACCACCACAAACGUGGGACUGGUUUUUGGUAGCUUUUCCGUAUUCUAUGCAACAGCAUCACUUCCUGCCAACUGGGAGGAGAUUUGUGGGCUGGCUGUGCGCCAGGCGGUGGCAUCCAUGAUGGGACAUGGACUGAAAGACUCGGACAUCACUCUUGCACUGGGUAAAAGUCAAGUCUCGUACAGCUUCCUUUCCCCACCUCAUGUUUCUGCCGAGCAUAUGAAGCAGCGCGCCACACGGAUCAGUGAUGACACGCUGCAGAGCGAAAUCUUGGCAGCUCUGAAGCGUCUCGGUAUCGACACUGGCCGCUUGGACUUCAAAGCUUCCUUCAUAGAGGAACGCUCUGGCGAGAUCCUUAAGCCGGCAAAGCUGUCGUUGGAUGAAAUGGAGGCAAUGCAUCCCUGCUCCAGUUUCUCAGAUUUCCUGCCAGAUGCACCGAUGUCAGACUCCGCUGGCUGGUGUGAUAUGUCGAAAUCGAACAUAUCUCAGUGCGAUUGCGUUGCUGCUGACUGUACUGCCUAUGGCUUUCCAGAUGAUUUCUAUUGCCACUGCGACACCCGGGAAAGGUGUUUGGCUGCCGGAUUAGAAUUCAAAGUCCACACUUGUGCGGAGGAGAUGUCCCAGUACAUCAAGGAUGCUGAGUAUCCUCCACUCAUCUUGACUGCAAGAGAAGAGGGCUGUGAUGGCGUGGUGACGUCAUGGCACACGAGCCUGGCCAUGGUGUUCGAAAGCAUGAGCACGAAGUGCUGUGCAUCCUGGCCAGUGAGGCUAUGCGAUCCACAGGCGGAGCUCGUGACGCCCUGCCAGGAGCCCUCAGACUUCAAACCGAAAGCACUACUCUCGACAGGUCACUCCUGCUUGGAUGAGAUAAAAAACUCCACGGAGGAGUACAAACUCUUGGAGCUCGCCGCGUCUGAAGGCUGCAAGGAAUCGGGGCUGAGCUCCGGUGUGAAGCUGGAAGAGUGGGUGCGGAGCAUCGCCGCCAUCUGCUGCAAAUCCUUUCCGGCCAACAUAUGCAAGCCUGUCGCGUGA